This is a messenger RNA of Octodon degus (degu), 5270 nucleotides long. It is a transcript of the gene Zbtb10, whose product is annotated as zinc finger and BTB domain containing 10. Gene Ontology annotation, molecular function: protein binding; RNA polymerase II cis-regulatory region sequence-specific DNA binding; DNA-binding transcription factor activity, RNA polymerase II-specific. The record is from RefSeq and is a predicted model, not a curated record. The transcript is spliced from 6 exons. Bases 45 to 2633 code for a protein of 862 amino acids. NCBI's taxonomy places the organism in Eukaryota, Metazoa, Chordata, Mammalia, Rodentia, Octodontidae. Gene Ontology annotation, biological process: regulation of transcription by RNA polymerase II.
AGGCCGGGCGCCAGCCGGGGCAGCGGGCGGCGGCGGCGCGCGCCAUGUCGUUCAGUGAGAUGAACCGCAGGACGCUGGCGUUCCGAGGAGGCGGGUUGGUCACCGCCGGCGGCGGCUCCGCGAACAAUAACGCUGGCGGGGAGGCCUCGGCUUGGCCUCAGCCGCGACAGCCCGCGCCGCCCGCGCCCCCGCAGCCCAAUGGGCGGGGGGCCGACGAGGAAAUGGAAUUGGAGGGCCUGGAGCCCCAGGACGUGGAGGCCUCCGCCGAGGCCGGCGCCGCCGAGGAGCCCAAGGAGUUGCUGCUCCCCCAGGACGCGGGCGGCCCCACCUCGCUGGGCGGCGGCGGCGCGGGGGGCCCCCUGCUAGCGGAAAGGAACCGUCGGACUCUGGCCUUCCGAGGAGGCGGUGGCGGGGGUCUCGGCAACAAUGGCAGCGGCCGCGGCCGGCCCGGGACCUCGGCGUGGCCCCUGAGGCAUUUCAAUGGGCGAGGGCCGGCGGCCGUGGAUCUGGAACUGGACUCGCUGGAGACCAAGGAGUUGAUGCAGGACGGCGCGUCCCAGAGCGACAACACGGAGGACGAGGAGGAGGGGGCGAGCCCGGGCGACGGCAGCGGGGCGGAAGGCGGCAGCUGCGGCCACAGCAGGCGGCCGGGCGGCGAUGGCGGGGACGAAGUGGAGGGCGGCGGAGCGGGAGCCGGCGAAGGGGAGCCUGCGCAGCUCCUGGCGCUCGCCCGGCCCAAGACCCUAAUGCAGAAGCUCCAGUGCUCCUUCCAGACCUCCUGGCUCAAGGACUUUCCCUGGCUGCGCUAUUCCGAUGAUACUGGCCUUAUGUUUUGCGGCUGGUGCCAAAAGACCCCUGAGGAUGGAGGGAACGUGGACCUUCCCCAGGUGGGGCACGAUGAGCUUUCGCGAGGGACCCGCACCUACAAGAAAACCCUGCUCCUGAGGCACCACGUCUCUGCGGAGCACAAACUCCACGAAGCCAACGCCCAGGAAUUAGAAAUACCAGCAGAGGAGGGGUACUGUGACUUCAAUAGCAGGCCAAAUGAGAACUCUUAUUGCUAUCAACUUCUUCGACAACUAGAUGAACAGAGAAAAAAAGAUAUUCUUUGUGAUGUCAGCAUUGUGGUGAAUGGGAAAAUCUUUAAAGCCCACAAGAACAUCCUGGUUGCAGGCAGCCGUUUCUUUAAGACUUUAUAUUGUGUCUCAAACAAAGACAGCCCUAACCAAAAUAAUACUACCCAUUUAGAUAUUGCUUUAGUUCAAGGUUUUUCAGUCAUCUUGGACUUCUUGUAUUCUGGUAACCUGGUGCUCACUAGCCAAAAUGCCAUUGAAGUGAUGACAGUGGCCAGCUACCUUCAGAUGAGUGAAGUUGUUCAUACUUGCCGAAAUUUCAUUAGAGAUGCCUUAAAUAUAAGCAUGAAAUCAGAAGCUCCAGAGUCUGUGGUUGUGGACUAUAAUAAUAGAAAAUCAAUCAAUACAGAUGGUCUGUCUUCAUCGCGGGAUCAAAAAAUUGCCAGCUUUUGGGCAACACACAAUCUUACCAAUUUGGCAAGUAAUAUAAAAAUGGAAAAUGAUGAUUCUAAUGUCAACGAGGGCCAAAUGGAUACCUUCCAAGUGAGUGACAGUAAUUGGACCCAGCACGGUUCUCCUGAAUUGGCUGAAAAUGAGUCUCCAGGUCAAGCAAAAGUGUUUAUUUGGAAUAAUAUAGGUUCCCAGGGAAUUCAAGAGACCGGCAAAACAAGGAGGAAAAACCAAACUACAAAGAGAUUUGUUUAUAAUACACCACCUAAUAAUGAAACGAAUUUAGAAGAUUCCUCAGUGAUACAGCCACCUGUUGCCCAUCCAGAGGAGAAUAAGACCCUAAACAUCAAGCAGGAAUCAGAUUUGGAUGGUGCUGUAUUCUCAGGGCCAGAUGGUGUAAAUGCAAGUCUGUUGGCUGAAGCCUGGUGUGCUCAGGAUGGAGGCGAUGCUGGUACUUCACAUGAUUUCAAAUACAGUUUGAUACCUGGCUUGUCAAGUGAUUUCAAGUAUGGAUUACUACCAGGUACUUCAAGUGAUUUCAAGUAUGGGUUGCUACCAGGUGCUUCAAAUGAUUUCAAGUAUGGAUUAUUGCCAGAAUCUUGGCCAAAACAAGAAACUUGGGAAAAUGGUGAAUCAUCUCUAAUCAUGGUGAACAAGUUAAAAUGCCCUCAUUGUAACUAUGUAGCCAAAUACAGAAGAACACUAAAAAGGCACUUGCUCAUUCAUACGGGAGUGAGAUCAUUUAGCUGUGAUAUUUGUGGGAAGCUGUUUACUCGAAGAGAACAUGUAAAAAGACAUUCCUUGGUGCAUACAAAGGAUAAAAAAUACAAAUGUAUGGUGUGUAAGAAGAUCUUCAUGUUAGCAGCCAGUGUUGGAAUAAGACAUGGAUCUCGUCGCUAUGGUGUUUGUGUAGACUGUGCAGAUAAAUCACAACCAGGAGGGCAAGAAGGUGUAGAUCAGGGACAGGAUGCAGAAUUCCCUCGGGAUGAAGAAUAUGAGGAGAAUGAAGUACGAGAAGCUGAUGAAGAGCUGGUUGAUGAUGGAGAAGAUCAGAAUGACCCACCUCGAUGGGAUGAAUCAGGAGAUGUCUGUAUGCCCCUGGAUGAUUAACUGACCUACUAUACUCCUCAAGGAUGCUGCAUUUGGACAUAAUAUGAAUCGACAAUUUGGAUUGUUGAACUUGAAGGCUUGCAAAAUAUGGUACAUGCUGGAUGGUAGUUAUGUUGCUGUGAAAACUGUAGGGUCAAAGCCUUAUAGCAAAAAAAAUUUUUUUUAUAUUUGCACAGGACUAUUCAGCAAACAACCAUGUGGUUGCUUACAUGGAGUCCCCACAUAUUCAGUCAGUUAUCAAAGUAAAAUAUUUUUUAUUUAUAGGAUAUACAGUAACUAUUUGGGUCCUAUGAAUAUAUAGUACCUGUCUUUAAUAGCUUAUAUUCAUGUGCCACUUUAACAUGAAUGAAGAAAAUUCAUUUGUAGAAGUACAGUGACAGUUGACCCAAUCACUCUGUCCAUCAAACCACUCAGGCUAGUUUGUACUAGUAGAGUUUUGUUUCUAUUUUUAUUUUUAUUAAUUUUAUUUUUUGUAAUACAGAUUUUUCAGUGAGGGGCUUUUUCAACCCCAUUGGUUCUAUUUUCUUGUAUUUUUCCAUUUUAAUUUGCCUCAUAACUUAAAAACAAAAUCUCCUAGUUUUAGGUAUUUCUCAAUUUUGUGCUGAUGGGCAUGUGUAUGAGAACUGGAGAGGUAAUUUAUUGGAAUGAACUGACUUUCCCCAGCCCCUUCCCUUUGCUGACAUGAAUUUUAUAAAUGAAGAAUGAUGUUGCGAAGUUAAUGUGGCAAAGCUGACAAAGACCACUAAAAUGAUUAUGAUUUAGAAGUAACUUUCUCCUGCUGCUCUAAUCUGAUAAAUGGUUACUAUAUAAUGUUUUUUUUUUUUUUUGUUUUUUUUGUUUUGUUUUGUUUUUUUUUAAAUGUGGUAUUUGGUUUUUGGGUAUCUGUUACUUUGGCACUAUUCUUGUUUGCCUCUUAUUUUUACCAGUGUACUAUACCUCAGCCUUAUUUGAGAGACAAAAAACGGAUUAAAAAGUCAUAGAAACAAGAAUGAUUUGUUUCAUAAUUUAUCUUCUAUGUCCAGUUUGGUUAGCUUGUUAUGCAGUAUAAGUGAAAUAUCAGGUUUCUAUUCCUGUGCCCUUUUUAUCAUUAAAAUUAACACAAAAUGUACAUUUUCUUUUGUUUCAUACUUACUGGGAUAAUUGGGUUUUUGAAAUUAUUGUUGAUUUAUCACACUAAUUUAUUUUCCCAUCCGUAAAGUCACUAUAUCUUGAAAUAGUCUUUCUGUAGUCACGAUGUUGAUUUAAUAGUCUGAAAAAAUUAUGAAAAAAUCUUACAAAUAAAUUGUUGAGAGGCUUUAUUAACUAAAAUUUUCCGGGUACAAAAGGUGGUGUAUUAAGUUUAUUGUUAGAUUUAUUUAGAUGAUGAAUUAGCUGAUUGUGGAACUCAGCAGCAUUUCAUGUAUUAAUGUGGAGAACAUUUAUUGGGAACAUUGUAUAUUAUAUAAGAUGGAGGAACAUCAUAUUUUCAGCUUUCUUUAAAAUAAAAAUCAAGUAUAUUUUCCUAUUUUAUAUCAGGUAACUAAAUUAUGCUAGUUGUGUGGGGGAUAUUGCAGAUACUUUGACAGAUGACAAUCCUUUUGGUGCUCCAUCUGGUCAGAGUUGAGAAGUUGCUUUUAACAAGAUGUAUCAGUUUCUCUGAUUUCACUAGAGUAAAGAUUUAAUGUCAGGCAGUGAAAUCUCUGCUUGGCUGAAUCAAAGAACAGAACCAGUUCCACGGUUAGUUGUACCUUUUGUCAUCCAGACUUUCUUGUAGUUUCUACAUAACUAAGCCUGACAAAUGAAUAGUUUUGGAUUGAUUUUUGCUUAAAACUGAAGACCACAUCUUGUUCUCGAUGUUCUAGAGAAAUGAGUAACAUGUAAUACUAGUGAGAUCCAAGAUAGAAAUUAGUUAGGCAAAGAUAUGAUGAGUGAAAAAGUAUUUUACGCAUAAAAUGUCCUGCUUUGUGAAUAUGUAAGUAUAGUAUAAAGAUUUCUCUCAUCCUUUUUAUCCCCUUUAAACCAUAGUUUACAAUUGGUAGAUCUGUCUAUAUAAAUAUAUAUUAAAGAACAAAGAUAUAUAUCUAAAAAAUCACCUAAAUCUGCUUUAUUAGAUUAUAGUUCACUUAUGGCAUAGAAACUGGACUUGGCUUUACAUUCUUAAUGUAUUUUUACUUUUCCUCAAGAUAACGUAUUCUCUUGAAACUGAAUUUUCUUUUAUUAAAUCAUAUUUGUAUAUCUGGUAAAUUAUGACCAAAUUUUUGUUAGGUUGCAUAAAUUGAAAUACACACUUGGUACACUACAGGAUUGUUGUGCUUUUGUUUUGAUUUUAGUUGGAAAGGUUUGCUGUAGGUAGCUUGUUACUGUUAAUUUAAAAUCUAUAAUUAUCCAUUAAUUUUUAAUGUUGUAUUGUGACAGAUUUGGCUAUAUUUUUUAGUCAUCUGACAUAUGAUAUUUUAAAAGUUUGUUUUUAGGUAAUCCAAAGGAAAAAUGUUUAUACUGCUUGAAUAUAUUAGCCUCAGCCUAUAUAAAAAUUACUUUGAGUAAACAUUUUACCAGAAACAGAAUCUACAGAUAUUUUCUACUUGCUGACUGCCUAACUUAUUUUGUUUCAUGAUCUUGAGGGACUGCCUAUUUCCCUUUUGGAUCUUUUUUUUUUUU